AUGGCGGACGAGCGACUGAGCAGAGUCGUCGCCAGACUCCAAAAUCUGCCCUCCAUCUCUCUCCCCACCGACUACCCACGACCCACCGGCGCCCACAAGCUCAUCGAGUCCGUCCAUGUUGCCCAGCUCUCCGAGCAGACAUCACUCAGCCUCCUCAAGCUCGUCCUUUACACAGAGAACGAAGAGUCGGACGAGGAUGAGGCAGAUAAGGUCAGAAGGCCAUCUGCAUUCCACCUCUUGCUCGCGGCGUUCACAGUGCUCCUGCAUCGCUACACGGGAGACACGGAUAUCGUAAUUGGAUCGUCGUCCGCGUCGGUCCGCGAGCCGCUUAUCCUGCGUCUGUCAGUCGACCCGACGGACCCAUUCUGGGCGAUCGUGCGGAGGGUACAGCAAGUGGAGAAGGAGGCAGAAGAAGAUGCCGUUCCGUACGACGUGAUCACGCGGGAGCUGCAGAGGGGCAAGGAAGAUGGACAUGAGGAGCCUCUGUUCCGUGUGCGCUUCUUCGAUGAGACGGAUGAGAACACCGACAGCUUCAUUAGGUCUACCAGCGUCACCUCUGACCUCACCGUGUUCGUCACAAGACCACCAGCAUCGACCCGCGCAUCUCUCGCUCCUCAUAUAUCGCUCCGUAUCCUCUACAACUCCCUCCUCUUCACGGCAUCGCGCAUCUCGACCAUUCUGGAGCAACUCUCAGUCCUUCUGCGCAAAGUUUCGACCAAUCCGCUCGCCUCGGUGGGCUCUGUACCACUCCUCACACCGAGCCAGAAGGCUAAACUUCCUGAGCCUACUGCAGACCUCGAUUGGUGCGGUUGGAAGGGCGCUAUCACCGAUGUUUUCUCCCGCAACGCUAGGGCGAACCCUGACCUCCCUUGCGUAGUGCAGAGCUUGCCCGCAGACUCGCUAACCUCGAAGCAAGAGCGAGUCAUAUUUUCCUAUAGUGCAAUCCUCCGUGCAUCCAACAUUCUUGCACAUCAUCUCAUCAAGAACGGCGUCCAACGGGAAGAUGUUGUCAUGGUGUAUGCUCAUCGUAGCGUUGACCUUGUCGUUGCUGUGAUGGCUGUCCUCAAAGCCGGCGCGACUUUCUCUGUCAUUGACCCCGCGUACCCCGCAUCCCGCCAGAUCAUCUACCUGCGCGUCGCCCAGCCGCGCGGGCUUGUCGUGCUCAAAGGUGCUGGCGUCAUUGGCCCCUCCGUACGCACCUUCCUCUCGGAAGAGCUCAAGAUCAAGGUCGAGGUGCCCGCGCUGGAGGUGUUCCCCGAUGGAAAUAUCUCUGGCGGGCUCGAUACCGCGGGUGAGGACGUCCUGAAGGCGCACGCUCACCUCGGUGAGAUGGACCCCAAUGUGGCGUUGGGUCCGGACAGUGUGGGCACGCUGUCGUUCACCAGUGGGAGCACAGGCAUACCGAAGGGCGUGCGUGGACGGCAUUUUAGCUUGACGCAUUUCUUCCCGUGGAUGGGCCGGAGGUUUGGGUUGGAUGAGAACUCGAGGUUCACGAUGUUGAGUGGGAUCGCGCAUGAUCCUAUUCAACGAGACAUGUUCACCCCUCUCUUCCUUGGAGCUCAGCUGCACGUCCCGACCGCAGACGACAUCGGCACACCAGGUCGUCUCGCAGAAUGGAUGGCCGACAGCGAAGUGACCGUGACCCACCUCACACCCGCCAUGGGUCAGCUCCUCUCUGCACAAGCCACACGACAAAUCCCCACACUCCGUAAUGCCUUCUUCGUCGGCGAUGUCCUCACCAAGCGCGACUGCCUCCGCCUCCAAGCACUCGCAGCCAACGUGCGCAUCAUCAACAUGUACGGAACAACCGAGACGCAGCGCGCCGUGUCCUACUUCGCCAUCCCCCCAGUAUCAGAGGACUCGACGUUCCUCGCGACGCAGAAGGACAUCAUGCCCGCGGGCGAAGGCAUGAUCGACGUGCAGCUGCUCGUCAUCAACCGGAACGACCGCAAUGUCCCGUGCGCGAUUGGUGAGGUUGGCGAGAUCUACGUUCGCUCUGGGGGUUUAGCGGAGGGCUACCUUGACGUGGACGCGAGCGCGGAGAAGUUCGUGAACAACUGGUUCGCAGCAACGCACCCGCCGCGCAAGGACACGAUCCUGCACCCCCCGCAUGGCGGCUUUGCUGGCUCAGAGAGCUUCUACUGGAAGGGCAUCCGCGACAGGAUGUACCGCUCUGGCGACCUAGGCCGCUACCUCCCCGACGGUAUCGUAGAGUGCACGGGGCGGGCGGACGACCAGGUCAAGAUUCGUGGAUUUAGGAUCGAACUUGGGGAGAUCGAUACCCAUUUGAGCCAGCACCCGCUCGUGAGGGAAAACGUGACGCUGGUGAGGAGGGACAAGGAUGAGGAGAAGAUUUUGGUCAGCUAUUUUGUGCCGCUGCAAGGGCCGGAGUUGGACCUGUAUGCGAGCGCGAUUGAGGAUGGCGAAGAAGAUGGCGGGAAGGGAGUCGUGAGGGGUAUUAGGAGGUAUAGAAAGUUGAUCAAAGAUAUAAGGGAGCAUUUAAAGAAGAAGCUGCCGAGCUACAGUGUGCCAACUUUGUUUGUACCACUACGCCGUAUGCCCCUCAACCCGAACGGCAAGAUCGACAAGCCUGCCCUCCCGUUCCCCGAUACCGCCCAACUAGCUGCCUAUGCUACCCCCACCUCCACCACUCGUGCCAACUCCACCGAGACUCAAAUGCAGUCUAUCUGGGAGACCAUCCUGCCCAACGCACCUAAGCCCGUCCCGACGGACGAGAGCUUCUUCGACCUCGGCGGACACUCGAUUCUCGCCACGCGCCUCGUCUUCGAAAUUCGUAAGGUCUUCGUCGUUGACGCUCCUUUAGGCCUGAUCUUCGAGAAACCUACCAUCUCGGGGCUCGUCAAAGCCGUCGAGGGGCUACGAAACGGGGAUCUGGGCAUGGCGUAUACGCCCAAGGGCACCGCGACGCCGGCGGUGCGCGUCCCUGGUGUGCCAGGUGUGAGGGGCAUCGGUGAGGCGGUGAAGAAGGCGCUUGUGUUGGAGUAUGGGCAGGAUUAUGAGAUGUUGAAGGAGUCGCUGCCGGCUUCGUACCCGGCACCGGCUGCGGACUUCAGGGAGAAGGAGGUGACGGUAUUCCUCACGGGCGCUACAGGCUUCCUUGGCGCGUUUGUCUUGGCGGACUUGUUAGCGAGGAAGGAGAGGGUGAAGAAGGUCGUGUGUUUGGUUAGGGCGAAGAGCGUCGACCAGGGUCUUGCGAGGUUGAAGGAGGGCUCGACUGACCGUGGGGUUUGGUCCGAUGAUUGGGUGAGCAGUGGGCGCUUGGAGGUCGUCGUUGGCGAUCUCGCCUUGGAAUCGUUUGGGUUGGACGCACAGACGUGGAGUAGAAUCGCUGAUGAGGCGGAUGUGGUGCUGCAUAACGGUGCUCUUGUCCACUGGGUCUUCCCAUACGACAAGCUUCGAGCACCUAACGUUCUGGCCACGCUCACAGCCAUCAACCUCGCCUCAACAGGCAAGGCCAAGUCGUUGGUCUUCGUCUCCUCAACGUCUGCGAUCGACACCGACCACUAUGUCAAACUCUCUGAGUCUUUAGCUCGCGAUGCCUCGGGUGCUCGUGGCGUGCUAGAGAGUGACGACCUCGAAGGUGCCAGGGCGUCAUUGAAGACGGGCUAUGGCCAAACGAAGUGGGUGUCGGAGAAGCUCUUGUUUGAGGCUGGCAAACGCGGCUUGCGCGGACACAUCGUUCGUCCAGGUUACGUCGUCGGUGACUCACGUACUGCGGUUACAAACACGGACGAUUUCAUCUGGCGCCUGGUCAAGGGAUGCGUCCAGCUGGGCCUCGUCCCCGACAUCAACAACACGAUCAACAUGGUACCGGUUGACCAUGUCGCCCGCUGCACCGCUCUCGCAGCCAUCUCCCCCCUACCCGACGCCGCCCUAUCCGUCAUGCACCUCACCGCCAACCCCCUCCCAACCUUCAAUGGCAUGCUCUCCUCAUUAUUGCAGUACGGGUUCCCGACAGAGCCGUGCGAGUACCUCAUCUGGCGGCGGAAGCUCGAGCAGCACGUCAUGGAGGUGCAGGAUAACGCUCUCUUCCCACUGUUGCACUUCGUGCUGGACGACCUACCGACAAGCACCAAGGCGCCUGAGCUGGACGACUCGAAUACGCGGGCGGUCCUGCAGCAGGAGGCUGGUGCACUGCUGGCGUCGACGGUGGACGAACCGUUGAUGGGUUUGUACUUGGCUUGGCUGGUCGGCGCGGGCUUCCUGCCGUCGCCUUCAUUGCCUUCUCCGGAAAAGAGUUUGCCUGCUUUGGCUAGUACAGGUGUCAUCAAGGCAGCUGGUCGCACAGGGCUAUAG
Messenger RNA from Cyclocybe aegerita, 4317 nucleotides. The record is from the annotation of a GenBank genome assembly. NCBI's taxonomy places the organism in Eukaryota, Fungi, Basidiomycota, Agaricomycetes, Agaricales, Hemipholiotaceae.